This is a messenger RNA of Limanda limanda (common dab), 3381 nucleotides long. It is a transcript of the gene large2, whose product is annotated as LARGE xylosyl- and glucuronyltransferase 2. The record is from RefSeq and is a predicted model, not a curated record. The transcript is spliced from 14 exons. NCBI's taxonomy places the organism in Eukaryota, Metazoa, Chordata, Actinopteri, Pleuronectiformes, Pleuronectidae. Bases 23 to 2284 code for a protein of 753 amino acids. Gene Ontology annotation, molecular function: xylosyltransferase activity; glucuronosyltransferase activity. Gene Ontology annotation, biological process: protein O-linked glycosylation via mannose.
GCAUCAGAGUCGCCCUCCCACCAUGAACCUGCUGUGCCGCGGGCGCCUGAACCUGCUGGUGGCGUCGCUCACGGCCGUGGUCCUGCUCACCUGGCUCUACCUGCUGGCUGGAAACCUGGAGAAUGGCCGCUCCCUCCUCCUCGCCCCCUGUCUGGCCGACACGCCUGCGGCUCAGGUCCUGGAGCGAGCCGUCCUGGAGUCCCGGGUCCGAGAGGUGGAAGAGGAGAACCGACAGAUCCGGCUGCAGCUCAGCCAGUCGCAGGGCGCCGCCGCCGCAGCCGCCCAGCAGCCGGACGGGAACUACGGUAACCAGCAGUGGGGGGCGUCGGCCGACACGGGACCUGAGGACGGGGACAACACAGCGGAGGAGAAGAGCAACCACACCGAGUGUCCCCGGUCCCCCCCCGUCCAGAAGUGUGAGCUGAUCCACGUGGCGUGCGUCUGUGCCGGUCACAACGCCACCAGAGACGUGGUCACGCUGGUCAAGUCCGUCCUCUUUCACCGGAGAAAUCCGCUGCACUUUCAUUUCAUCACAGACACAGUUGCCAAUCGUAUCCUGAGCUCCCUCUUCCAGUCCUGGAUGGUCCCGUCUGUACAAGUCAGCUUCUAUGAUGCAGACGAACUCAAGUCCGAGGUGUCGUGGAUCCCCAACAAACACUACUCAGGUAUUUACGGCUUGAUGAAGCUGACGCUAACCAAAGCUUUGCCCUCCGACCUGUCGAAGGUCAUCGUCCUGGACACGGACAUCACCUUCGCCACCGACAUCGCCGAGCUCUGGGGCAUUUUCAGGAAGUUUACAGAUAAAGAGGUGAUCGGUCUGGUGGAGAACCAGAGCGACUGGUACCUGGGGAACUUGUGGAAGAACCACAAACCGUGGCCGGCACUGGGCCGCGGCUUCAACACAGGCGUCAUCCUCCUCUACCUGGAGCGGCUGCGGAGGCUCGGCUGGGAGCAGAUGUGGCGUCUGACGGCCGAGAGAGAACUGAUGAGCAUGCUCAGCACGUCGCUCGCCGAUCAGGACAUCUUCAACGCCUUCAUCAAGCAGAACCCGGUGCUGGUCCACCAGCUGCCCUGCUUCUGGAACGUCCAGCUGUCUGAUCACACUCGCUCUGAGCAGUGUUACACCGAGGUGUCGGACCUCAAGGUGAUCCACUGGAACUCUCCGAAGAAGCUUCGCGUGAAGAACAAACACGUGGAGUUUUUCAGGAACCUCUAUCUGACCUUCCUGGAGUACGAUGGAAACCUGCUGAGACGAGAGCUGUUCGGCUGCCCGAGUCAGGCCGGUCCGCAGAGCGUCCAGCUGCAGACGGCUCUGGAGGACCUGGACGAGGACGAUCAAUGUUACGACUUCCGGCGGGAGCGUCUCACCGUCCACCGCGUGCACCUCUACUUCCUGCAGUACGAGUACACGCCUGCAGAGGACGACACAGAUAUCACGCUGGUCGCUCAGCUCUCCAUGGACAGGCUGCAGAUGCUGGAGGCCAUCUGUAAACACUGGGAAGGUCCCAUCAGCCUGGCGCUCUACAUGUCCGACGCUGAGGCUCAGCAGUUCCUGCGCUACGCUCAGGCCUCCGAGGUCCUCAAGAACCGCAAAAAUGUCGGAUACCACAUCGUCUACAAGGAGGGACAGUUCUACCCGGUCAACCUGGUGAGGAACGUGGCGCUGAAGAACGCCAACACGCCGUACGUGUUCCUGACUGACGUGGACUUCCUGCCGAUGUACGGCCUCUACGAUUACCUCAGGAAGUCCGUGGUGCAGCUGGACAUGGCGCACACUAAGAAGGCUCUGGUGGUUCCUGCGUUCGAGACGCUUCGUUACCGUCUGUCCUUCCCGAAAUCCAAAGCUGAGCUGCUCUCCAUGCUGGACAUGGGGACUCUCUACACCUUCAGGUAUCACGUGUGGCCCAAAGGUCACGCUCCUACCAACUAUGCCAAAUGGCGAACAGCCACCACCCCCUACAAGGUGGAGUGGGAGCCGGACUUUGAACCGUACGUGGUGGUGCGACGAGACUGUCCGGAGUACGACCAGCGAUUUGUGGGCUUCGGCUGGAACAAGGUGUCGCACAUCAUGGAGCUGGAUGCACAGGAGUACGACCUGAUGGUCCUUCCCAACGCCUUCAUGAUCCACAUGCCUCACGCUCCGAGCUUUGACAUCUCUAAGUUCCGCUCCAGCUCCAGUUACCGCAACUGUCUGAACACUCUGAAGGACGAGUUCCACCAGGACCUGUCCAGGAAGUACGGCUCGGCUGCUCUCAAGUACCUCACCGCCCAGAGGAACAUCUGAGAGCCAGCGAGUUCCGAGUCCGUCAGCCCCUGAGCUCUGGUAGCUCGGGUACGUACUGACACGGCGUCGCACGGUCGGCCAUAGUUACGCCCUGGUGCGAAUAUGACGGAAAAGCUUUACAGCCCCUUUGGAAAUAUGGCGGGCUCCUGUGCAUUAACCCUCCAGUCGACGAGACGCAGAGAUGAAGACUUGUCCAGGACGGAGUGAUGGCGGACUUCCUGAAUGCAGGACUGAGUGGGCUGAAGGGAUGAUCGGGGAGCGGAGCGUUCACACCGAUCAGACACGUUUUAUAUCUGGAAAAUGACCAUAUUCUUACAAUUUGUUCUGACAAUCAGGGCUUUUUCCAGAAGACAUGAACCAGUCCGUCCACGUGCAAAACUUCUGGACACUAGACUCAAAGACACUGAGACGGAGCCGAGUGGUUUUCAUAGAAGACAACGGAGUCGAACUGGAGAAAGAUUUAAGCCUUAUCACUUUACAUAUUUCAUGCUUUUCAUUUUUUUCUAGUUUAAAUCAAAACCAAUGAAUAAUUGCCGACAAUGUUUUGGUUAUAAUUUUUUCACAAAAAUCAUUUAUUUGUAAUUUUUAUCUAUUUUAUGACCUCAAUAUCCAUCACGUGUGUGCGUGGUCUUUAACAUGCUUCCUGCUUGUUGUCCAAAUCAGAUCCUCCUGCACGUGAUCAUGUUCUUCUUUUUAAUUUAUCGGAAAACAGAAAUCUUUCAGAUAAGUCGACACUGAACUUGACCGCAGACGUGUGACAGUGAGUUGAACUGAAGGAAGAUGUUGAAAUGAGAAGAAGUUCAGGAGCUUUUAGUUUCUCUAUGUGUCUGAUUCACUGGGUGAAUGUGCCGUCUACUGAACCUCCCUCCAACAACCAAUAUUAAUAAUAAUAAUAUUAAUAAUAAUAAUGUAUAUAAAGAUGAUCAGUAAUCUUAAAUAAAGAUGGACGACAAAUCUCCGCAUCCUCCUGCCGUACAAAACUGGAGUGAAUCCACGGUAUCAAGGCCUCACAAUACAUUCAUAUAUUUAUCAUUUGAUAGGGGAAUCAUUUAUUGUAAGUAAAACACAGAUAAUGUAUAAGAAUCAUUGACUAAUGA